AUGCCGAUGUCGUCUGCUAGUGAUUUUCAACGUUUACAUAAUGGAAUAACAACAAAUUUACAGAAAAUUAGUAACAAUGUGACCGAUAUUGAAAGUUUAGUAAAAAAGAUUGGAACAACUGAGGAUUCAGAAACAUUAAGAGAGCGUUACCAUAAAUUACAAAAUGAUACAAAAAUUUUAUCACAAACUACAAAUCAGGCUCUUCAGCAAUUGAAUCAUAUUCCAGUACAUACAGAAGCAGAACAAAAUCGUAAGAAACUAUUGACGGAGAGUUUACCGACACAAUACUUACAAUCAUUAAAUCGUUUUCAACAAGCACAACGUUUGGGUGUUCAAAAGGAAAGAGAAAGUUUAAAUAGAGCAAGAGCCCAAUCGCAAGAGGGCGUGACAUUAUUCGAUAAUCGAGAACAAGAACCGUUUGGCUCGACCUAUAAAAGCCCUCAACAACAAACUCAAGCUAUUUUAGCUGUAGAAAAUCAUGUUGAUUUAAAAACAAUUCAUGAGAGAGAUCAACAAUUAAGAAGAUUAGAGGGUGACAUAGUUCAAGUGAAUGAAAUUUUUAAAGAUGUCUCAAAACUUGUCCACGAACAGGGCGAAAUUAUAGAUCACAUUGAGGUUCACAUAGAUACUGCUCAACAUGAUGUACAGCAAGCAUCAAGUUCAUUAAAGCAUGCGGUUGGCUCUCAAGUACGUGCAGUAGAAAUAUGUCAUUCAAAUAUUGAGCAUCCACGUUGA
Messenger RNA from Didymodactylos carnosus, 735 nucleotides. Lineage: Eukaryota; Metazoa; Rotifera; Eurotatoria; Philodinida; Philodinidae. The record is from the annotation of a GenBank genome assembly.